Messenger RNA from Erinaceus europaeus (western European hedgehog), 1016 nucleotides. RefSeq names its product keratin-associated protein 5-4-like. The record is from RefSeq and is a predicted model, not a curated record. The coding region runs from base 16 to 717 and encodes 233 amino acids. NCBI's taxonomy places the organism in Eukaryota, Metazoa, Chordata, Mammalia, Eulipotyphla, Erinaceidae. The transcript has a single exon.
CAACCCACCACGACCAUGAGCUGCUCUGGCUGUUCCAGAGGCUGUGGCUCCAGCUGUGGGGGCUGUGGCUCCAGCUGCUGUGUGCCCGUGUGCUGCUGUGUGCCAGCCUGCUCCUGCUCCAGCUGUGGCUCCAGCUGUGGGGGCUGCAAGGGGGGCUGCAAGGGCUCCUGUGGGUCCUGUGGGGGCUGCAAGGGGGGCUGCAAGGGCUCCUGUGGGUCCUGUGGGGGCUGCAAGGGCUCCUGUGGGUCCUGUGGGUCCUGUGGGGGCUGCAAAGGAAGCUGUAGCUCUUGUGGCUGCUGUCAGUCCAGCUGCUGUAAGCCCUGCAGCUGUCAGUCCAGCUGCUGUAAGCCCUGCUGCUGUCAGUCCAGCUGCUGUAAGCCCUGCUGCUGUCAGUCCAGCUGCUGUCAGCCCUGCUGCUGUGAGUCCAGCUGCUGUAAGCCCUGCAGCUGUCAGUCCAGCUGCUGUAAGCCCUGCAGCUGUCAGUCCAGCUGCUGUAAGCCCUGCUGCUGUCAGUCCAGCUGCUGUAAGCCCUGCUGCUGUCAGUCCAGCUGCUGUCAGCCCUGCUGCUGUCAGUCCAGCUGCUGUAAGCCCUGCAGCUGUCAGUCCAGCUGCUGUCAGCCCUGCUGCUGUCAGUCCAGCUGCUGUAAGCCCUGCUGCUGUCAGUCCAGCUGCUGCCAGCCCUGCUGCGUCCCCGUGUGCUGCCAGUGCAAGAUCUGAGCUGGGACCCAGCGCUGUUGUCUGGUGACACCUGCUCUCUGCUCAUUCCCAGCACCUGCCCCUCUGUGCAUGUGUCCCCUGAGGCUCCUGAAGCUUUUUCCUCUAAGCCCCUUCCUGCCUACCUGCCUGCCCACCUGCCCACCCUCCUGCUUUCCUCCCUCCCUCAUCCUUCCUUCCUCUCCCCCUGCUCCCUCCACCCCUCCCUCACGCCCUGUUCAGAGUGCCUGAGAUGUCCCCAGGGCAGUGUCCCAUGUCCCCUAGAAGCUGCAUGGCCCAGGGCUUCAUCCCUCCCAUGUGGG